This is a messenger RNA of Penicilliopsis zonata CBS 506.65, 1125 nucleotides long. RefSeq lists its product as hypothetical. The transcript has 2 exons. Bases 97 to 1077 code for a protein of 326 amino acids. The record is from RefSeq and is a predicted model, not a curated record. Gene Ontology annotation, cellular component: fungal-type vacuole membrane. NCBI's taxonomy places the organism in Eukaryota, Fungi, Ascomycota, Eurotiomycetes, Eurotiales, Aspergillaceae. Gene Ontology annotation, molecular function: manganese ion transmembrane transporter activity; iron ion transmembrane transporter activity. Gene Ontology annotation, biological process: intracellular manganese ion homeostasis.
AUCUACUAUAUCUAGUUACUUCUGACAACUGACGUCAGCCGCCACAACCACCUAUUUUCUUAAAUAUAGCUAUUUUUUUUUGAGAAUUAUCAAAACAUGGCUCUCUUGUUCUUGAAGCAAAAAUUCUUUCCUCGCGAGGACCAGCAGAAACUAUCGGGCAAACGGUUACUGUCCCGCUACGACGAUUCAUCAGAUACCGUGUCAGAGGACCUGGAAGCUCAGGGGACCAGAUCAUACGACACAUUCGGCAACAGACCCCAAUAUAAUGACGACGACCAAGAAGAAGACGCCUCUAGCACCAGCAGCUCGCGGUCUCGCAUCAACCCGCGCAUCGUCUCGGAUGCCAUUCUCGGCCUGUCUGAUGGUCUGACGGUCCCCUUUGCCCUCAGUGCCGGUCUGUCGGCGCUUGGAGACACCAAAGUAGUUGUCUUGGGUGGUCUUGCCGAACUUGCUGCCGGUGCAAUUUCCAUGGGCCUAGGCGGUUACGUCGGGGCCAAAAGUGAAGCGUACGUUUUCCUAUUAUAUCUUCCCCUUAUAUUUUUCUUUGUUUGCUUGAUCUUGCUGACUGUUCACAGUGAAUCGUAUGAAGCUACCGUCCGAGAGACUCAAGAGAUGAUCCGAAACUCCCCGGCCGAAACUGCAUCCAUCGUCCAUGACACGUUCUCCGCCUACGGGCUCACGGAAGAGGUCAUCUCGGACAUCAACAACUCCCUCCACUCAUCACCCAGCCAGCUGCGGGAUUUCCUGGUCGCCUUCCACCACAAGGAGACCGAGCCAGACUGUAACCAGGCGUGGAUGUCGGCCAUCACGCUCGCUCUGGGCUACUUCGUCGGCGGCUUCAUCCCGCUGAUCCCCUACUUCAUCGCCCACCAGGUCAUCGUCGCGCUGUACUGGAGCAUCGGCGUCAUGGGCGUCACCCUCUUCGCCUUCGGAUACACCAAGACCUGCAUCGUGCGCGGCUGGAGGGGCUCCGGCAAUGUUGUUGCCGGCAUCAACGGCGGUCUACAGAUGUGUCUGGUUGGUGGUAUCGCGGCGGGGGCAGCAAUAGGUCUGGUCCAGCUGAUUGAUCGGACAUAGUACAUAUAAUAAUAAUGAUAAUGAGUUACGACAACAAACCUUACGAUA